This is a messenger RNA of Seriola aureovittata, 9760 nucleotides long. It is a transcript of the gene pi4kaa, whose product is annotated as phosphatidylinositol 4-kinase, catalytic, alpha a. The coding region runs from base 65 to 6445 and encodes 2126 amino acids. The record is from RefSeq and is a predicted model, not a curated record. Lineage: Eukaryota; Metazoa; Chordata; Actinopteri; Carangiformes; Carangidae. Gene Ontology annotation, cellular component: cytoplasm; plasma membrane. The transcript has 54 exons. Gene Ontology annotation, molecular function: 1-phosphatidylinositol 4-kinase activity. Gene Ontology annotation, biological process: phosphatidylinositol phosphate biosynthetic process; phosphatidylinositol-mediated signaling.
UCCUCCUCAGGACGAAUGAAAGAUGUCUGUGUUUGUACAGCAGCAUUAGGGCAUCUUUAAAAACAUGUCUGUCAAUGGAGAAGGAAACAGAGGAUUUUACUUCAACACCGUCCUGUCUUUGGCUCGGUCGUUGGCGGCUCACCGGCAGGCACCGUUAGAAAAGGUCCAGAAGCUACAAUGCAUGUGCCCUGUGGACUUCAGAGGAGUCUUCCAGCUGGAUGAGAGGAGGAGAGAUGCUGUCAUUGCACUGGGCAUUUUCCUAGUAGAGUCAAACCUGCAGCACAAAGAUGCUAUCGUCCCUUACCUUCUCGGGUUGCUUAAAGGGAUUCCUAAAGUUCAGUGGAUUGAAGAAAGCUCAGAACGCAAAUGUAGAGAAGCCCUUCCUGUUGCGGAGAACUUCAGCUUUUGUCUCGUAACGCUGCUCUCAGAUGUCGCUCAGCGUGAUGAGACCUUACGAGGACAGAUCCUGGAGGCGGUCAUGGACAUUAUGCAGGUGCUGCAAGAUAUCUGCAAGGAUCCAGAGGCUCACGAUAAAGAAUACCUGUGCAGGUACACUGUUCCCACGCUGCUCGGCGUCGCCCGAGCGUUUGGCCGAUACAGCAACACCGACGAGUCUCUUCUGUCCAAGCUGUUCCCUCGACCGGUCGCUCCUGUGCUGCCUUCAGGCGACGACAGCGACGCCUCCCGCCGGAGGUCCUUCAACGACUUCCGUUCCAUCCUGCCGAGCUCUUUGCUCUCGGUGUUUCAGGGAGACACUCUGAGACGCAAAGGCUCCUCCGUGUCCAGCGUGUCACAACAGGCCAGUCCAGAGAGAGGAGGCCUGACCCCCAGCUUGCCUGCUGAUCCCUCUGCACAGUACUUUGAAGGCUCAUACCUCCCCGACGGCAGCGCAGUGGACCCUGACUACUACUUCUCCACCAUCAGCUCCAGCUUCUCUGUCUCGCCUCUUUUCACCGGGAGCAGCUCUGGAGAGUUUCACGUCCCUCUGGAUAUGCUCAGACAGCUCCUCCACAUGGUUGAACAAUUUGUGUCUGAGACGUUUUUGAAAUCACUGGAUGACGCCUUGGCAGAACUUAUCGAGCUGAAUCCUGGAUUUCAUCUGUACUACAAAACCUUCAGUGACCCUCUGUAUGUAGCCAUAUUCAAAAUGCUGAGAGACACCCUGUACAAUUUGAAAGACCUGCAGACGGACUACGUGAAGGAGGUUCACGACUUUGUGCUGGAGCAGUUCAGCAGCAGCCAGUCGGAGCUGCAGAGGAUCCUGCACGACGUGGAGUACCUCCAGAGCGAGCUGAGCCCGCUCAAGCUGCGCUGCCAGGCCAACGCUGCCUGUGUGGACCUCAUGGUGUGGGCUGUCACCGAGGAGCAGGGAGCUGAAAACCUUUGCACCAAACUGUCAGAGAAGCUGCAGUCGAAGACGUCCAGCAAAGUCAUCAUCGCUCACAUGCCCCUCCUCAUCUGCUGCUUACAGGGUUUGGGUCGUUUGUGUGAGCGCUUCCCUGUGGUGGCUCAUUCCGUCACCAUGUCACUGAGAGACUUCUUGGUGGUGCCCUCUCCUGUUUUGGUGAAGCUGUACAAAUACCACAGCCAGAACACUCCAGGUGGUGGUGAGAUAAAGAUCCACGUGACGAACGAACACUCCCAGUCAACGCUCAGCACCAAUUCUAGCAAGAAGAGCCAGCCCUCCAUGUACGAGCAGCUGCGGGACAUCUCCAUAGACAACAUCUGCAGGUGCCUGAAAGCAGGACUGACUAUGGAUAACGUCAUCGUGGAGGCUUUUCUCGCCAGUCUCUCCAACCGUCUCUACAUCUAUCAGGAAAAUGACAAGGAUGCCCACCUGAUCCCUGACCACACCAUCAGAGCUUUGGGUCACAUUUCUGUGGCCUUGCGGGACACCCCCAGAGUGAUGGAGCCCAUCCUCCAGAUCCUGCAGCAGAAGUUCUGUCAGCCUCCCUCCCAGCUCGAUGUCCUCAUCAUAGACCAGCUGGGCUGCAUGGUCAUCACAGGCAAUCAAUACAUCUACCAGGAGGUGUGGAAUCUGUUCCAGCAGAUCAGUGUCAAGGCCAGCUCCAUGGUGUACUCUACCAAAGACUACAAGGACCAUGGAUACAGACACUGCUCCUUGGCUGUGAUAAACGCUCUGGGCAACAUAGCAGCGAACGUUCAGGCCGAGCAGAUGGUCGACGAGCUGCUGGUCAAUCUGCUGGAGCUUUUUGUUCAGCUGGGCUUAGAGGGGAAGAGAGCCAGUGAGAGAGCCUCAGACAAAGGUCCAGCUCUGAAGGCUUCGAGCAGUGCUGGAAACCUCGGUGUCCUCAUUCCAGUUAUUGCAGUGCUGACUAGGAGGUUGCCACCAAUUAAGGAAGCAAAGCCACGUCUGCAGAAGCUCUUCAGGGACUUCUGGCUCUACUCUGUCGUCAUGGGAUUUGCAGUGGAGGGUUCAGGUCUGUGGCCGGAGGAGUGGUACGAAGGAGUCUGUGAGAUUGCCACCAAAUCACCGCUGCUCACGUUUCCCAGUGGAGAACCUUUACGCUCAGAGCUGCAGUACAACUCUGCACUGAAGAACGACACUGUCACCCCGGCGGAGCUGAAUGACCUGCGCAGCACCAUCAUCAACCUGCUGGAUCCUCCUCCUGAGGUGGCCGCUCUCAUCAACAAGCUGGACUUCGCCAUGUCCACGUAUCUGCUGUCCGUUUACAGACUGGAGUACAUGAGGAUGCUGCGUUCUCUGGACUCUGAUCGCUUCCAGGUCAUGUUUCGAUACUUUGAAGACAGAGCAAUACAGAAAGAUAAAUCUGGCAUGAUGCAGUGUGUGAUCGCCGUCAGUGACAAGGUCUUCGAGGUCUUCCUGCAGAUGAUGGCUGAAAAACCAAAAACCAAAGGCCACGAGGAGGAGCUGGAACGCCACGCUCAGUUCCUCCUGGUCAACUUCAACCACAUCCACAAGAGGAUCCGCAGAGUGGCUGACAAAUACUUGUCCGGCUUGGCUGAAACCUUCCCCCAUUUGUUGUGGAGCGGCCGUGUGCUGAAGACCAUGUUGGACAUCCUGCAGACGCUGUCCCUCUCGCUCAGCGCAGACAUUCAUAAAGAUCAACCUUACUACGACAUCCCAGACACGCCGUACAGGAUCACAGUCCCGGAUACAUAUGAAGCCAGAGAGAGCAUUGUGAAGGAUUUCGCUGCUCGCUGCGGGGAGAUCCUGAAAGAGGCGAUGAAGUGGGCUCCGUCCGUCACCAAAUCCCACCUGCAGGAGUAUCUGAACAAACAUCAGAUCUGGGUGUCGGGUCUCUCCCAGCACACGGGCCUCGCCAUGGCCACAGAGAGCAUCCUGCACUUCGCCGGUUACAACAGACAGAGCACGACUCUGGGGUCCACUCAGCUGACUGAGAGACCGGCCUGUGUGAAGAAGGACUACUCCAACUUCAUGGCCUCCCUCAACCUCAGGAACAGAUACGCCGGAGAGGUUUCAGGAAUGAUCCACUUCGCCCAGGCCGUCCGAGGACAGUCCGAUCUGAGCCGGCUGAUGAUCAAGCAGAUGGGAGAAGCUUUGGACUCGGCGCAGCCCGAGGCCUUCACCGAGGCCAUGUUCAAACUGGCGGCUUUGCUCAUCAGCAGCAAAGACUGUGAUCCUCAGCUGCUGCACCACCUCUGCUGGUCUCCUCUCAAGAUGUUCACAGAGCACGGCAUGGAAACAGCCAUUGCAUGCUGGGAGUGGUUGCUGGCAGCACGUGUUGGAGUUGAAGUACCGUUCAUGCGGGAGAUGGCGGGGGCGUGGCAGAUGACCGUGGAGCUGAAGAUGGGGUUGUUCUCGGACGCUCAGGUGGAGGCCGAUCCUCUGGCGGCAUCGGAGGAAAGUCAGCCCAUCCCCUGCCCUCCAGAUGUUACCCCUCACCACAUAUGGAUCGAGUUUCUAGUCCAGAGGUUUGAGAUCGCCAAGUACUCCAGCGCCGAUCAAGUGGAGAUCUUUUGCAGUUUACUUCAGCGCUCGCUGUCUCUCAACGUGGGCGGGGCUAAUAGUAGCCUCAACCGCCACGUAGCUGCUAUAGGACCUCGUUUCAGGCUGCUGACUCUGGGUCUGGCUCUGCUCCACUCUGACGUCGUCACCAAUGCGACUGUGAGGAACGUGCUCCGAGAGAAGAUCUACUCCACAGCCUUUGAUUACUUCAGCGUCUCUCCAAAGUUUCCCACCCAAGGUGACAAGCGUCUCCGCGAGGACAUCAGCAUCAUCAUCCGUUUCUACGCCAGCAUCCUGUCCGACAAGAAGUACCUGGCAGCGUGCCACUUGGUCCCACCCGGUGAGCUUGGUACUACCCCAGCCCCGAGCACGCUCUCUGCCGGGAUAUUCGGAUCGCUUAUCGUGUCCAGCACUUCUCCGAUAUCUAUCUUAAAUAAUCAGGACCCGUCCUUGAACAGUCUGUCAGUGAUGAACGCUGCUGACCUCAGGAGCAACAUGGACUCCAGCUCUCGCUCCCAGCAGAGCAGCCAGGGAUGGAUCAACACCUACCCGCUGUCCAGUGGCAUGUCCACCACGUCCAAGAAAUCAGGCACGUCCAAGAAGAGCAACAGAGGGACGCAGCUUCACAAAUACUACAUGAAGCGCAGGACUCUGCUGCUGGCCUUACUGGCCAGCGAGAUCGAACGGCUGACCACGUGGUACAACCCGCUGUCCACCCAGGAGCUGGCCAUCGCCACAGAGCAGUCAGUGGAGACCAGCAUCGCCAACUGGAGAUCCAAAUACAUCAGUCUCACCGAGAAACAGUGGAAGGACAACGUCAACCUGGCCUGGAGCAUCGCACCAUACCUGGCCAUGCAGCUACCCACAAGGUUUAAGAAUGACGCCAUCGUCGCUGAGGUGACCAGGCUGGUGAGGCUGGACCCCGGAGCAGUCAGCGAUGUGCCCGAGGCCGUCAAGUUCCUGGUGACGUGGCACACCAUCGACGCCGACUCCCCUGAGCUCAGCCACAUCCUGUGCUGGGCCCCGGCCGACCCGCCCACCGGUCUGUCCUACUUCAGCAGCAUGUACCCUCCUCAUCCUCUCACUGCUCAGUACGGGGUGAAGGUGCUGCGCUCCUUUCCUCCGGAUGCCAUCUUGUUCUACAUUCCUCAAAUUGUACAGGCUCUCCGUUACGAUAAGAUGGGUUACGUGAGAGAGUACAUCCUGUGGGCGGCGCAGAAGUCUCAGCUCCUCGCCCACCAGUUCAUCUGGAACAUGAAAACCAACAUUUUCAUGGACGAGGAGGGACACCACAAAGACCCGGACAUCGGGGAGCUGCUGGAGCAGAUGGUGGAGGAGAUCACAGGCUCUCUGUCGGGUCCGGCCAAAGACUUCUACCAGAGGGAGUUCGACUUCUUCAACAAGAUCACCAACGUGUCCGCCAUCAUCAAGCCGGUUCCAAAGGGAGAGGAGAGAAAAAGAGCCUGUCUCAAAGCUCUGUCAGAUAUCAAAGUCCAGCCAGGCUGUUACCUGCCGAGUAACCCUGAAGCUAUCGUGCUGGACAUUGACUACAAAUCUGGAACGCCCAUGCAGAGUGCCGCCAAGGCGCCCUACCUGGCCAAGUUCAAGGUGAAACGCUGCGGCGUGAGCGAACUGGAGAGGGAGGGUCUCCGCUGCCCCUCAGACUCUCUGGAGGACGGAGAGGAGAAUCCGGACGGAUCACGCAGGGUUUGCUGGCAGGCCGCCAUCUUUAAAGUGGGAGAUGACUGCAGACAGGAUAUGCUCGCUCUGCAGAUCAUUGGGCUUUUUAAGAAUAUCUUCCAGCUGGUCGGCCUGGAUCUGUUCGUCUUCCCAUACAGAGUGGUGGCCACUGCACCCGGGUGCGGCGUGAUUGAGUGCAUCCCAGACUGUAAGUCCCGAGACCAGCUCGGCAGACAGACGGACUUCGGGAUGUACGAUUACUUCCGCAACCAGUACGGCGACGAAUCCACCCUCGCCUUCCAGAAGGCUCGGUAUAACUUCAUCCGCAGCAUGGCCGCCUACAGCCUCCUGCUGUUCCUGCUGCAGAUCAAAGACAGACACAACGGCAACAUCAUGCUGGACAGCAAGGGCCACCUCAUCCACAUCGACUUUGGCUUCAUGUUUGAGAGCUCUCCCGGCGGGAACCUUGGCUGGGAGCCGGACAUCAAGCUGACGGAUGAGAUGGUGAUGAUCAUGGGAGGAAAGAUGGAGGCCACCCCUUUCAAAUGGUUCAUGGAGAUGUGCGUCAGAGGAUACCUGGCUGUGCGACCCUACAUGGAUGCAGUGGUUUCCCUAGUGACCCUCAUGCUGGACACUGGACUGCCAUGCUUCAGAGGACAAACCAUUAAACUCCUCAAAGGACGGUUUAAUCCACAAAUGAGUGAGAAAGAAGCAGCAGCGUUCAUCAUCAAAAUCAUCCAAAGUUGUUUCCUCAGUAGCAGGAGCAAAACGUACGACAUGCUGCAGUAUUACCAGAACCAAAUCCCUUACUGAGGAUCUGCUGCACGUCCAACACACACGUCUCUACACAAGCAAUGCAAACCUCCUUUUUAGGUGAUUUUAAUACGGUGGUGGAUGCACCUUUUACGGAGGGCCCCGGGCUGAUCUGUUUAUCAAUCUGCUCCCUGCGAGACAGACAAUAAUGUGGCACUUUGAUCCGUGUUCUCCAAUUUUACUGUAAGUUGUCAGAUUUUAUAAUGUACAUCUGAGUUUUAAAGUAGUUCUUUGUUUGACUUGAGAGUAAAGAACAAUGUUAUGACUUUAACCAAAAGAGGUAUUUGAAUCACCCUUUAAGUAUUUUCUUCUUGAUGCUGUUAUUUGUUACUCAGCAAACAUGAACUAAACUGUCACACUAGAGGAAGACGGCCAUAACAGGAGCCAUAUUUAUAGUGUUUGUCAAAGCAGCUGUUAAAAUCAUUGUUAUCAUUUUGUUACUAUGCUGUCCUCCACUUUUAUGCACUUUAUAGUAUUUCAUUAAUGUCACCUGCCUAUGAUCAAGUGGCAAUAGACAACUUUUCCCCAUGUAGCGUUAAUGUUGACGCUGCUGUCGCGAAGCAGAACAUCGUUCGUUUCACCACUGCGCACAACCAGGAAGUGUGUUGUUUGUUUAGAUUAUCAGACGCACAAUUAAUAUUUUGUUUCUGGUUGCUAGCGGUAGCGUUAGCAACAUGGCCGCCGGUAUCUCUAAAAGGAAUCUCUCGAAAAAGGAAUAAUCCCAGAUCUCAGUGCUGCCAAUUUCUUAAAUCCUGGAGCUUUCUCUUUAUAGUCGGAUUGGCUACAGGGAGCGGGACAAAGCCCGGUGGACCAGUGGACAGGAACAUAUCAGUCCCAGCACGUCCGAGUCAGUCCAAGGUCCAGUGUCAAGCUCCCUCUUCGUCUUCUUUGCUCCUUUUCUCACCGUCCACUGUUUCCUAUACCUGGAUAAAGCUUCCAGUAGCUAACGGGGCAGAACAAACGCACUGUUAUCCUCUUCCUGUUUUGGUUGCGCAGUGGCAGACUUUCCUCGAUCUUUUCUUCUUCAUUUUUUCUACAAAAGCUGAAUUACAUAAUGAAAUAGAGGCUUAUAGGAAAAAAGCAGAUGGUGUCAUUAUUCUGUACGUUUACUUCAUAAGGAUAAAUUCAAAUAAAAAAAGUCGUCUAUUGCCACUUUUAUACAGAGAUUAAAACAAUGUGCAGUUUAAUCAACUGAUAAAUGAAAUUCCAGUAGUUUUGAUUUAGUAGAAGACAAACCAGUGUUGUCAAAUAGAUCAAAGAUCAAUGCAGGAAUCAAUCAGCAUUUAAUCCAAUAGUAGUGCUUAGAAAUGUAGAAAGGUAUUUAGAGAAUCAAAGGUAAUGAUGCUGUAGUAUUUACUGUAGAAUCACACAUCAAGAUCACGGCUGUUUUGUCUGUGAUUUAUGUGCAACUUGUAGAAUUACAUGUGAAGAGCAUAAUUAUCAGAAGAUUUUAAAAACUUUAAACUUUGAUGUUUAUCUUCAAAGUCAGUCGUGUCACAACUUCCUCGUCUCAGCUUUUAGGUCACAUCUCUUAAACAGGAACUCCAGGAACUUAGCAACCCGUAACUUGAGCCUCCAAAAGAACCGGUGAGGCUUUUAAUGCCGCAGGUUCCCGCCUUGUGUUUCCGCUGCGUUUUACAAACCGAGGAGAGACACCAGGAAACAAUUCAAAUGCUGUAAUGUAGUGUCAUGUGUUUGGCAGGCGAGUGCAGGUGUGGGACAGACUACAGUGGAGUAGGGAGAGUUAUGCUAAGUAGCAGGAGCAGGCUGCAGAGGUCUGGUAAGAACACUUCUUUCUAACUCCACACCUCCAGAUUUUUUUACCUUUCAAAAUUUGUAGUCAGAUUCUCGCAGCUCCCUCUGGACACACUACAGGCUUUAUACAACUUUUUAAAUCUUUAAAUGAAUCUUUUAUUCCAAACAGGACUUUCUGAAUCUGCUCCCACCAGCGCAGUCGCCUGUGCUUUUUACUGCCGGCCUGUUUCUGAGCUUCCUGCGGCCGCCGAGAGCUCAGCGCACCGCGACUAAAGAAAACACAUGCAAAUACACAAACGUGCUGCAAGUUCAGAAAAACUUCCUCAUCCAUCUGACAAACACAUGCGCUGCACAUUCACACAACACAACGGACGAGUUUCCAGGAGACACUGAAAAGCGAUUGAACCUGGCUGAGACUUGUUGCUCGAUGUUGUUCAACACUAACGUCGUGUUGUGUGAAUUUGCAGCGAAUGUGUUUGUCAGAUUGAUGAAGAUGUUUUUCUGAGCUCGCUGCGCGUUUGUUUUAAGUUGCAGUGUUUUGAGCUCUCGGGGCCACCGUAGGAGCUCCCCUUCAAUAAUUGCACUUGCAUUCCUUCCCUCAUGGGUUUCUAGACCUUGGAUUUACUAUCAGCUCCUGAGCUGCGCUGACGUUUUUCAGCUGCAGAGCGGAGAAGUUACGUGUCGUUAAGUUCCUGUUGUGGGAAAAAAGAGCAGAAGGAAGGAGGGUAGAGCAGCUCCACACCACAGCCUGCAUGUCUCAAACACUAAGUGAGAUGUACAGUGUUUUCGUCCUGUGUCAGAAUACAGGUGUUGUACAUGUAUACAAGCCCUUCACUGUGUGUUUGUUAGUGUGUGUGUGUGUGUGUGUGUAUAACCCUGUUUGGAAACAUUCCUCUGCGAGUGUGUGAGGUAAAUCAAACCUCUUGUUGGGGGUUUUUGUUGGAUGAUCUUACAGAUGAUGAUGAUUAUACCUGAAAAAAAAAAAAAAAAAAAAAAAAAAAAAAAGCCAUUUCUCUUCCCCUCGGUGGAAACACAACUGUAGUAAUACUUGACAAAAGAGAACUCUAACUUUAUGCAAUAUAUUCAUGUGUAUCGAUGCUGUAUCUGUGUGUCGUGUUCAACAGAUGAAAUUUGUUCUAUGAUUCAUUCCAUCCCGAUCGUUGUGCGUCACGUGUUUUUACGUUGCAGCUGUGACUUCCUGUCGUUACACACAAAGUAUUGAAACAUACAGACGAACAAUGUUUAAAUGUCAUUGCUGCGAUCGGCUCAUGACGAAGCCAGUUUUAAUGCAGUUGAUUUUAUGGUUUGAGUUGCUGUUAUUUUUAAAUCUGUUAGUCAUCCUUUAUGUCCACUGCUUCCUGUGAACCAGAGGUGUUGGUCACUGUGUAAUCUAUAUGCUGUGUGUGUGUGUGUGUGUGUGUGUGUGUGUGUGUGUGUGGUUUUUGUUGGUAUUUGCUCAGUUUGUGGCGACAUCAUUUGCCAGUUCCAAUGAAAAUCACAUCUGUUAUUUUGACCAUACGUGAAAACUCAUCAUUUCCAGAUUAAAUGUGUGUAACAUUU